AUGGUGUUGACUGCUAGACAAAGGGAUGAAUUAAAUUAAGCAAUACAUCAAUAUUUAUUGAUAAGCUAUCAAUAAAGUGCAUAAGUGUUUAAAACUGAAGCUGUUGUUAAGGAUGGCUAAAUUGAGGCUGAUUUAUUGGAGAAAAAAUGGAAUUCUAUUGUAAGGUUGUCAAAAAGAGUAAUAACUUUGGAAUAGCAAGUAGAACAAUUGAAUGAAUAAUUAGCAUAAGCUUAAGCUGGCAAAAUACAAUUUAAUAAAUCUGAUGAUGAAUAAAGAUUAACACCCUUUGAGAAAUUUAAAUUAGAAGGACAUAGAGCAGGAGUGAAUUGUGUGGCUUUUCAUCCCUAAUACUAAAUUCUUGGUUCAGCAAGCGAUGAUGGCAGCAUUAAAUUAUGGGAUUACGAAAGUGGUCAUUUCGAAAAAACAUUAAAAGGACAUACAAGUAAUGUAAAUUGUUUGGCAUUUGAUCCUACUGGAAAAUAUAUUUGUAGUGCUAGUAGUGAUUUAUCAAUAAAAUUAUGGGAAUUAAAAAACCAUACCUGUGUAAAAACACUUAUUGGUCAUGAACAUAGUGUAUCAACUGUUUAAUUCUCUGAUCAUGGAGAUUUUAUAUUGAGUGCUAGUAGAGAUAAAAGUAUCAAAUUAUGGGAAGUGUAGACUGGAUUUUGCAAGAAAACAUUCUCUGAGCAUCAAGAAUGGGUCAGGUGUGCUGUAUUUAGUAAUGAUGAAAAACAAAUGGCUUCUUGUUCUUAGGAUUAGAUGAUUUAUAUAUGGGUAAUAGAUAGCGGAUAAAUUUUGCAUCAAUUGAGUGGACAUGAACAUGUGGUUGAAUAAGUCAAAUAUGUUCCUGAACAUGGGGCCAAAUAAAUUCUGACUCAAUAAUAACAGCAAAAUAUUUAAACGAUUAAUCUAUUAGUUUCUGUAUCAAGAGAUAAGGAAAUCAAAAUAUGGAAUACUAUUUUAGGAACAAAUCUGUUUACAUUAUCUGGACAUGAUAAUUGGGUCAAUGGAGUUUCUUUUCAUCCUGAUGGAGUUCAUAUGCUUUCAGUAUCUGAUGAUAAGACAAUUAGAGUAUGGAAUUUGAAAGAGUAGAAACAAAAAAAGAAGAUUGAAAAUGCUCAUGAUAAGUUCAUUUUGAAAUGUGAAAUAAAUAAAUUUAUAUUCGCCACAUGUUCUGUAGACCAAACAAUUAAAUUAUGGCUAUUAAGUUGA
This is a messenger RNA of Paramecium tetraurelia, 1212 nucleotides long. RefSeq lists its product as uncharacterized. The transcript has 4 exons. Gene Ontology annotation, molecular function: protein binding. The record is from RefSeq and is a predicted model, not a curated record. NCBI's taxonomy places the organism in Eukaryota, Ciliophora, Oligohymenophorea, Peniculida, Parameciidae.